Molecule: messenger RNA, 1158 nt
Organism: Pleurotus ostreatus (oyster mushroom)
Lineage: Eukaryota; Fungi; Basidiomycota; Agaricomycetes; Agaricales; Pleurotaceae
Exons: 5
Coding region: 1-1158 (385 amino acids)
Biological process (GO): regulation of DNA-templated transcription
Molecular function (GO): zinc ion binding; DNA-binding transcription factor activity, RNA polymerase II-specific
Source: RefSeq, a predicted model, not a curated record
AUGAAUCGCCUUAAUUACGAUUACCUCUCAUCCACGCAUGGCACCCAGCAGGUACCUCGAGCCCUGGCUACGCAAAGCCCUUCAGAAGUGUUCCCUAUGUCUGUUUACAGUGGGCAGAAUAUGAUGCUCGAGGAUGAUACUGAGUCAACUGGCGCAUUUGCCGAGACAGUUCGUGAAAUUGAAGAAGAGUUCUACCGCACGUUCCCCGCUGCCAGGUUACCCCCGAUGGUGCCACUGUCAUGCGAGUGGUUCUACGACCGUACGACUGGCCAGUAUCUCCCGCGAGUCGCAAGGGAAAUCAAGGAUAGCGACUACCCCCCAUGUUUCUCGGAGGAUGACUCUACCGUUCUCGUUCUUUCUCAUACCCAACGUGAAACUAAUGAUAGCAGCCUGACGAAGGCGACGUAUUCUUACGACACUCAGCCCAACAGAGGCGCUCCAGUCCACGAGUCCAUUUGCGCCUCUCCCGCAGUGGCGGCGGUUCCGCCCCACCUUGUUGUCGAUUCGCCAAUGACACCCGUAUAUACUGAGCAUGGUAUAGCGAUGAAAGUCGCUGGCGGCCAUUGGAAAUAUCACCGGUACGAGACUUGUGUAGACUCGAGUACCCCAUCGGACCACGGAGAAGCACACCCCGAGUGGUCGCAAUAUGAACACGGCUCUGGUAGUCCCAGUCGCUCUCGGAGAUCGCCAUCCCCACGACUCGAGACAUACCCCGCUUCUUCGUAUUCCCUCGAGCCUGAGAUGUCCCCAGCUCCCUUAAGCCCGCUGUUAGACGAGAAGCCACCCGAGAAGAAACCCCCGUUGGCCUGCCUCUUCUGCCGAGGUAGAAAGAUCGCCUGUGGGCCGCCUUUGCCCGGGAGCAAGGAUCGCACGUGCAAUCAGUGCCAACGACGUUCGCUGCAAUGCGAAUACCCAUUGGAAAGCCGCCGUGGUAUGAGGAAGAAGAAGGUACCCGUUGCGACAGAACCGCCGAAAGAGGCAGUUCCUGACUCAAAAAGCAACCCCGUCCCUUCCGUACUGGGACCCCCCGCCCCCAUUGAUCAGAAACCCACUCUCAAUGAUGUUUCCCAUCGACCUUCCGAACCAGACGUUUCGCAACAGAAGCACCCAGGUACUCACCCCAGCUCAAGUGACGGAGUUCCCAUCGAAACAGAGUAG